CACGAGGGCGACGAUGAGCUCACUGUUUUCUACAGUCAUUGGUUUCUCCAGCCAAGCAACCAGCGGUGGCAUCAACACUAGCAGACGGUCCAGUGAGUCGCUGGGCUCGUCUACGUUCCUCGGAGAUGGCGUCCCUUCUGCAGCCAGAUAGAGUUGUCUAUCUGGUUCGUGGGGAGAAAAAAAUUAGAGCCCCCCUGUCUCAGCUUUAUUUCUGUCGCUACUGCAGUGAGCUACGAUCUCUGGAAUGCGUGUCUCACGAGGUGGACUCCCACUAUUGUCCCAGCUGUUUGGAAAACAUGCCGUCUGCAGAGGCUAAGCUUAAAAAGAACAGGUGUGCAAACUGUUUUGACUGCCCGUGCUGCAUGCACACACUAUCUACUCGGGCCACCAACAUCCCAGCUCCUCUGCCUGAUGAUCCUACCAAGACAGCCAUGAAGAAAGCGUACUAUUUGGCCUGCGGCUUCUGUCGCUGGACCUCAAGAGAUGUGGGCAUGGCUGACAAAUCAGUUGCCAGUGGUGGAUGGCAGGAGCCGGAGAACCCUCAUACUCAGCGGAUCAACAAACUGAUUGAGUAUUACCAGCAGCUGGCCCACCGAGAGAAGCAGGAGAGGGACAGGAAGAAGAUGGCCAGGAGACGACAGUGCAUGCCCCUGGCGUUCUCGCAACACACUAUUCAUGUGGUGGAAAAAUAUGGCCUUGGAACCAGACUGCAGAGGCAGAGGCCUGGAGCUCCACUAUCAAGCCUGGCUGGCCUUUCCCUCAAAGAGGGUGAAGACCAGAAGGAGAUCACCAUUGAACCAGCCCAGGCACUUGAUGAGGUGGAGCCCCUGCCUGAGGAUUGUUACACCAGACCCAUCAAUUUACCUGAAGUGACCACGCUGCGACAGCGGCUUCUGCAGCCAGACUUCCAGCCUGCAGGGGCGUCUCAGCUCCACCCAAGACACAAACACCUCCUGAUGAAGCGCUCGCUGCGCUGCAGGAAAUGCGAGCACAACUUGAGCAAGCCAGAGUUUAAUCCUACUUCAAUCAAGUUUAAAAUUCAGCUGGUGGCUGUGAGUUAUAUCCCAGAAGUGAGAAUUAUGUCCAUUCCAAAUCUCCGGAAUGGGAAGGAGAGCCAGGUGCUGCUGACCCUGACCAACCCAGUGGAGAACAUCACCCGUGUCUCACUGACCUCUUGUGAGGAAAAUGACCCUGAUGAGAUUAAUAGCACUGCAAAGGUUUUAGUGCCCAGUAAGGAACUACUCUUAGCAGGAAAGGAUGCUGCUGCUGAGUAUGAUGAACUAGCCGAACCUCAGGACUUCCAGGACGACCCAGAUGUUGUUGCCUUCAGGAAAUCCAACAAGAUUGGUUUCUUUAUCAAAGUGAUCCCUCAGAAAGAAGAGGAUACGGAUGUCACGGUUUCUUUUAAGAUCCGACAUGACUUCCGCAACCUCGCCGGUCCCAUCCGGCCGAGCGAGGAGGGAGCCGACACUGCCACUGAAGCCAUCUGGCUCACUCACCACGUGGAGCUGAGGCUGGGACCCCUCGCUUCCUGAACCCAAGUACUGCGUUCACCAGUGUUAGGCUCUUCGAACUAAUACCAUCAAACUGGGAUUAAUUUAAUUUAAAACUGAUUUCUGAUUCAGCUCAUUGAAGCUUAAGGAUAAUUUGGCACCUUUAAGGCUUUCAGAUGCUGUUGUUAUGCUUUGGCUUAAGUCACAUCAGCAGAUCCCUGUGCUGCACAGUUUAUAAAACUAUAUGAAACCAUGACUUGUUGCACACUUAACUGAUAACUAUAGAUUCUUGGUCCGGUUUAUUGUUGCCUAAUGUACCAAAAACCUCCUCUUUCUCAUCUUAAACACUUUAUAGUUCAUCAGUAAGAGGCAGUUUAGCAUGUGGUUACAUAGAGGGGACAGAUCCUUAUUAUAUGCAUAUCGUUUCUGACUAAAAUGAAGCUUUAAUUUGAUUAAAUAUAUAUGCCAUAUUUGUUGCUCCCAGCCUUUCUCUCCACACCCUUGACGAACGUUUUGUCUCAGCUGUGUUGUGCUGUGGGUAUUUUGUGAGUUUUUUGUCUCUGCUGUUUAUAGAUUAUAGAAGUUUAAGUUCGAAGUCGAGGGAGUGGGAUUAUAAAAAGAUGAGCAGAAUCAGAAAUCAGAAUAGAGAACAAUCUGUGUGAAUCCCAGCCAUGAAUCUCUCUCACACACACACACACGCCUCUGCGCUUUUAGCUUGUGUAUCCUUCAGACAGCAGUAGGAGAAUAACAUGCAUGCUUCACAUAUAUAAUAAAAAACCAUACAUGCUACACAGUAUCAUCACAAUUAUUGAUUCCGUAGUAUGUUUAAAAAGGAUCUCCUUUGGAUAGAUAUGAUCGUUUUAUUAUUGUCUGAAGUUGCACAGUAACCUAAUGGCACUGUGAGGAGGAUUCAUGAGAAACUGUACAAAUGACAUGAAGUACAAAGUGCCCGUCAUUUCUGUGUAUUGAAACACUAUUUUUGUCUGAUUUGAAAACUUGCUUUUGGUUCAUAGACCUCACUGACCUCAAUGUCAGUGCGUAUUGUUAGCUGCUGCCAGUUUUCUUUUUGGUCUUGGUUAAAAAAAACAAAAAAAAAACUGUCCUUACAUCACAGUUAAUCAUCUGUGUUGGCUAAUAAAUAAUGCUGUCAAAGA
Molecule: messenger RNA, 2647 nt
Organism: Pundamilia nyererei
Lineage: Eukaryota; Metazoa; Chordata; Actinopteri; Cichliformes; Cichlidae
Gene: dctn4
Product: dynactin 4
Exons: 14
Coding region: 126-1535 (469 amino acids)
Cellular component (GO): dynactin complex
Source: RefSeq, a predicted model, not a curated record